GUAAAAACAGGAAGUAUCACGAGACUGACUUGAUUACUAGUAUAUAAUUUUCAGUUUCAGAAAACAUCCUUCAACCAAUCUAAAUCAUUCAGUACAAGGAAAGUCCCUUAACCAACAAAGGACAAUGCUGAUAAAUGCAAUUGUUAAUUUUCUAUUUGUGUCAACUUGCCUUAGUGUUAAAAUGGAUGCCGAUUUAAAAUUAUCCUCCGUGUGUAUUUUUAAUACUCAGUGCCGGUGCUCAAAUGCGACAGGAACAUCGCAAUUACAUGUUGAUUGUGCGAACGGUAAACUAACAGAAAUUCCCAAAGUUCCACGAAAUGUUUACAUUUUAAACCUGCAACAUAACUGUAUAUUGGAAAUAGAGGACAACGUAUUUCAAAGUUUAACGAAUCUAUACAUGUUGGAUUUAUCAGAUAAUAAGAUUAAUCUUUUGAAAUUACACUCUUUUAAGGGAUUGAGAGAACUCAAAGUAUUAAACUUAAAUGACAAUCCAAUAGCGUAUGAAAUGUUUCCAAACGGUGUUUUUAUCCCGUUAGUCUCUCUUAAACAUCUGUGCAUUAAAAGUACAACUAAAAAGGUUAGUAAAAGUACAAAAGUGAUCUCGGAUCAAGCAAUAUCAGACUUGAAGACAUUGGAGAAAUUGGAAUUAGACGUUCCUAUACAAUCCGCCACACAUAUUAUAUUUGGAGACGGAUAUAAAUAUUUAAAGCAUCUUAUUUCUCUCAAUAUCGGAAGAUGUUAUUAUCCAGUAUACAUUGAUGAAAAAACUUUCCAGUUUCUUCCACAUUUGACAAACAUUUCUUUUGACAAUCAGUGUGAUAUGUUUAUCAUCUCGGGUGGACACCAAAGUCUACAAAGCACAAGACAACUUUACGUGCACCGUUUAGUAAACAAUUUGGUACAAGAUUUACUACAGUUUGAUAGUCUGACAAAGGAGCUGAAACUGACACCAAUAGAAACUUUGUCAUUUGAAAACACCUUUUCGUGUAGUUUUGAAUAUUAUCCAUGGAAUCCAAUAAGUUUAAAUUUAAACAUCUCGUCUCUAAAGAAUCUGAGAAUGACCGACAAUAGACUUGGUGAAAGCUUUCCACCGUCUAAACUUUAUCCACCUCCUCCAAGUUUACAAGAACUGAAUCUUUCCAGUAAUAAACUCGAGAAGUUUGCGUUAGAUUUAGAGAAUAUUCGAAAUCUAAGUCUACAAAAUAAUUAUCUAGGAAGAUUUCUAAGUACUCGCAGUUAUAAAAUGUCAAAACAAUCUAGCAGGCUAGAGUUCAUAGAUUUGUCGAUGAAUGGUAUUGAAAAUCUAACAUUUGUAUUAUUCAAGGGACAGCCAAAUUUAAAAUAUAUCAAUCUGAAUGAUAACAAGCUGCAAAAGGUUACUUUUGAUGUUUCUCAAUUGAAAAGUCUUCGGUAUUUGGAUUUAUCAAGCAAUAAUUUUACGACAUUAGACGAGAAAGCUAUGGCAAUGUUCGAUGGCCUGUCUAAAAUUACCCAUUUCACAGUUAAUUUACAAAAAAAUGCAUUGCGAUGUACCUGCAACACACUGCCGUUUUUAAAGUGGAUUUUCAAAACGAAAGUUGAUUUGCUGCUUAACGAAAAGUGUAAUUUAGAAGAUGGGACUGGUUUUAGUUUCUACCCAAUAAACUCAUUAAUACAGCAAGUACAGAAUGGAUGUACGUCAUAUACAACCUUAGUCAUAGCGUUGUCUGUAGGCUUGGCAGUCAUGUUGACCGUUAUUGUUUUGGCUUUAGUGUAUAAAUACAGAUGGAAACUUCGAUACAUGUUUUACCUUGCCAAAAGGAAACACUACAAUUACAAGGCUUCCAUAGACAACGGGGAAUACACGUACGAUGCUUUUAUCUCGUAUUGUGAUGAUGAUAGAGCAUUUGUAUUACAAGAUUGCAUUGCAAACUUAGAAACUGAAGGGAAUGCUAAAUUAUGCGUGCACCAACGAGACUUCCUACCAGGCCAAGAGAUAACAGUCAAUAUUACAAACGCUAUACAUGACAGCAGAAAGACGGUUUGCAUAAUAACAAGAAAGUUUUUUGAGUCUUACUAUUGUAUGUUUGAAUUCAACAUGGCCCGAAUGGAAAACAUUUAUUCUCGGGAUGGACGAAAUAUUAUUUUUCUAGUAUUUCUAGAGCAAAUUCAACCAAAAGAAAUGCCACUUAUGAUGCUUGAACUUAUAGAGAAACAGUCUUACAUCGAAUAUCCCAAUGACGAAGAAGGAAAUAUUGUGUUCUGGGAUAAAAUUCAAGAAGCUAUUCAUUCAUGACAUAACUAUUAAAGUUUUUUUCUAGUCUCUACUUUACCUGAAGGACCCGAGUAAAAAGUGUUGUGUAAGUUGAA
This is a messenger RNA of Mytilus trossulus (common blue mussel), 2349 nucleotides long. RefSeq names its product toll-like receptor 4. The record is from RefSeq and is a predicted model, not a curated record. The transcript has 2 exons. Gene Ontology annotation, cellular component: plasma membrane. The coding region runs from base 125 to 2275 and encodes 716 amino acids. Gene Ontology annotation, molecular function: transmembrane signaling receptor activity; protein binding. Gene Ontology annotation, biological process: immune response; toll-like receptor signaling pathway; inflammatory response. NCBI's taxonomy places the organism in Eukaryota, Metazoa, Mollusca, Bivalvia, Mytilida, Mytilidae.